CAUGUGUGAAGUUUAUUUAGACUUGGCUGGAGGUCAACAAUAUUGAUUUUGGAUAAGCAGAUCUUCGAGACUUAGCUAGAUUGACACAAAAAGACACCUGCUUCAUUGUUCCCAUUCUGGUGGAGUGAGAGGAAGGUCUAUCACUGCGUCAGAGAUUUCCGUCGUACCUCUACUCGGACAACAACAACAACACCAGCAGUUGGAAGUCAGCUCAUGUAACAUUGACAUCUCAGUACGGUACUUCAAAUCACAAUGUACCGAGUUGUGUGCCAAAGGGCGACAACAGUUCGACAACAGUGUCAGAGGUUGUUUUAUCCUCAGAGACGUUACCAGAGUUCGGGAAAUUCUUCGCUUGAUGUGGCACGAGAGUAUAAACCUAAUGACAAACUCCAUGGCUUCACGGUGAACAAGGUUGUAGAAGUGCCGGAGCUUUGUCUGGUGUCCGUCUGGCUAAAUCAUGACAAAACCGGAGCCGAAUAUCUCCAUGUUGCCAGAGAUGAUGCCAACAAUAGCUUUCAUGUUUCUUUCCGCACGACACCGAUGGACAGCACAGGUGUACCUCACAUCCUGGAGCACACGGUUCUCUGUGGGUCAGAGCGAUUCCCCGUCAGCGACCCCUUCUUUAAGAUGCUGAAUAGAUCCAUGGCAACCUUCAUGAAUGCCAUGACAGCCUAUGAUUGGACGAUGUACCCUUUCUCUACCCAGAAUCCUCAGGACUUCAAGAAUCUGCUGAAUGUUUACCUGGACGCCGUUUUGCAGCCAAAACUGAGAGAGCUGGAUUUCUGCCAGGAAGGCUGGAGACUGGAACACACAGACCCUAAUGACCCAUCCUCACCUGUGAUCUUUAAAGGUGUAGUCUUUAACGAAAUGAAAGGUGCUCUGGCAGACUCACAGAGCCUGUACUCAAUCGCUGUCCUCAAUAACCUGCUGCCUAGCCACACUUACGGCGUUGUUAGUGGCGGAGAACCUAUGGCUAUACUAGACCUCACUUGGGAGAAUCUUAAACAGUUCCACAGGACGCAUUACCACCCGAGCAAUGCUAAGUUUUACUCAUAUGGGAAUUUUCCGCUUGAAAAUCACCUGGAGAUUGUGAACUCACAGUACCUGGAAAAAUACGAGGAGAUCAACCCCAAUACAGAAGUGCCGUUAGAACCCCGGUGGUCUGAGGCAAAAGAGGCUGUGAUUUAUUGUCAACCAGACCCAAUGGCUGCUGACCCAUCCAAACAGACAACUGUGUCUGUCAACUUUCUCCUGUCUGACAUCACUGAUAUAAACGAAGCUUUGACUCUAACCAUCUUGUCGAGCCUGCUGGUAGAUGGGGAGGCUGCACCAUUUUAUCAGGCUCUGUUGGGGGCCAACAUUGGCUCGGACUACUCCCCGAUGACUGGAUUUCAAGGGUACACGAGAGAAGGGACGUUUUCUAUUGGCUUACAGGGUAUCCAUGACAACGAUGUUGCUAAAGUGAAGGAGAUUAUUGAUCAAACAAUAGAUAAUGUAAUCAGGGAUGGAUUUGAAGAGGACAGAAUUGAAGCCAUUUUACAUAAAAUUGAACUAAGUUUGAAGCACCAAACGUCAAACUUUGGAUUACAUUUGGGGCUGGCGCUAAACUCCAGUUGGAAUCACGACGCGGAUCCGUCUACGUUUCUCCGCGUCAAUGAUCAAGUGGAUGAGUUCAAAAAGAGGCUGAAGUUCAACCCGUGUUACCUGCAGCAGAAAUUGGAACAGUAUCUUAAGUCCAAUCGCCAUAGGCUAACAUUGAUCAUGAGGCCCAAUGAGGAACUCUCCAGUCAAAAACAGGCUGAGGAGGAAGAAAAGUUACAGGCUAGACUUCGUGAACUGAAUGAUGAGCAAAAGUCACAGAUUUUCCAAAGAGGGAAAGAACUCUUGGAGAAGCAGAUGAAACAGGAAGACAUUUCUUGCCUCCCAACACUGAAGAUUUCUGACAUCUCUCCAAAGAUUAUUGCAGAGCCUUUUGAAAUUAUCCAAUCAGAGUGUGCUCCUCCCGCAGAGAGCCUGCCAAUCUAUCUGUGUGAACAGCCGACUAAUGGAGUGACGUACUUCCGUGGUCUUGCCAGCAUGGCAUCUCUUUCACCAGAACUCAAACCCUAUGUCCCACUUUUCUGCUACAUCAUCACAAAAAUGGGUGCUGGCAUAUAUGACUACAUGGAGCUGUCUAAGCAGAUUGACCUGUGUUCAGGUGGGCUCUCGGCCUCUGUUCAUCUGUCAGAGUCACCUGACCAACCCGGACAAUUUCAGGAUGGGAUUCUGCUGUCAUCGUUUGCAUUGGAGAGAAAUUUUGAGAGAAUGCUUCAGUUGUGGACUGAAAUUUUCAACAGACCAAAUUUACAUGGAAGCCCAAAGAACAUGGAGCGACUGACAACUUUAAUCAGAAUGUCGGCAUCCGAAUUAGCAGCGUCUUUAUCAGGGUCAGGACACGCAUAUGCGAUGACGCACUCGGCCAGCACACUGACAGCUGCAUCAAAACUCAGGGAGCAAUUUUCAGGAAUUUCUCAGGUGAGCCUCAUGAAGAGAGUGGCUGAGGCCGAGAACCAAUCAAAACUGAUCGAUCAUCUGGAGGAAUUGGCCCACAAACUGUUGCAGAAGAGUAACUUCAGAUUUGCGUUAAAUACAUCAGGGCCGGCCAUGAGAAAAAGCGUGAGACAGUUCCAGGAUUUCUUGUCCUCGCUUCCUGGGGAAAAGAUUAGGGGAAAACGAACAAAGGUUGAGCAAACCGUAUUUGAGCCGAGCAGUUGUAAAACUCACAUAGAACUGCCCUUCCCUGUGAACUAUGUCAGUGAGAGCUUCCAAGGGGUUCAUUAUACACAUGAAGACUAUGCAAGACUAAGCAUUCUAUCCAGACUGUUAUCUGCAAAAUUCCUACAUCGAGAAAUAAGAGAAAAGGGAGGAGCCUAUGGCAGUGGAGCGGUCUGCCGCUCCGGACUGUUUAGUUUCUUCUCUUACAGAGACCCUAAUUCCUUGAAAACGCUGGAUGUUUUCAAGCAGUCUGUAGACUGGGCUCUGGAUGGAAAGUUUACUGAUGCAGACAUAGAUGAGGCCAAGUUGUCCAUGUUUCAGCAGAUAGACAAGCCGGUACCCCCAGGGUCUAAAGGGCUGACCUACUUUACCCAGGGGGUCAGUGAUGAGAUGAGACAGAGGAACCGUGACAAGCUGUUUGCUGUCAGCAGAGAGGAGGUCAUGGAUGUCACGGCCAGAUACCUUGUUCCUGGCCAUAAACUGAACUCUGUAACAUUCCUGGGUCCUGAGAAUGAGGUAACCAAGGGAGACAACUCCUGGAGAGUUUUGACUGAGUCAUAAUGUGGUCAACACGGUUACCACGCCUACCAACUCCAAAGAGUUUCUUACAUUUCUGGAUCAGUGGCAAAUGAAUGCAGAGACAUAUUCAUGAGAAUCAACAGGACCGUAAACAUUAAUUA
Molecule: messenger RNA, 3434 nt
Organism: Liolophura sinensis
Lineage: Eukaryota; Metazoa; Mollusca; Polyplacophora; Chitonida; Chitonidae
Product: presequence protease, mitochondrial-like
Exons: 27
Coding region: 253-3315 (1020 amino acids)
Biological process (GO): protein processing
Cellular component (GO): mitochondrial matrix
Molecular function (GO): metalloendopeptidase activity; metal ion binding
Source: RefSeq, a predicted model, not a curated record